This is a messenger RNA of Caenorhabditis remanei, 1590 nucleotides long. RefSeq lists its product as uncharacterized. Gene Ontology annotation, biological process: NLS-bearing protein import into nucleus. The transcript has 5 exons. Gene Ontology annotation, molecular function: nuclear import signal receptor activity; protein binding. Gene Ontology annotation, cellular component: cytoplasm; nucleus; nucleoplasm. The record is from RefSeq and is a predicted model, not a curated record. Lineage: Eukaryota; Metazoa; Nematoda; Chromadorea; Rhabditida; Rhabditidae. Bases 1 to 1590 code for a protein of 529 amino acids.
AUGACUCUCAGUGAGACAAAACUUUCACGUGACAAUGUCGAUGAGGCGAAGGAUGAUGCCGGACGUCUUCAGCAAUACAAAAAUCUUACCAAGCAUGAGGAACUUCGCCGUCGUCGUACUGAAUGCAGUGUAGAGAUUCGUAAGCAAAAAGGAGCGGACAUGAUGAUGAAGCGUCGUAAUAUCGUGGAUGAUGUUGAAGAGGAAAUUGCGUCAGAAUCAGAAGUUGAUGAGCCAAAGAAACAACCAACUGUUCGAUUGUCGAAUGAUGAAAUCAAAAGUAUUCUUUCGAAUAAUCCAUCUGAAAAUGAUAUGAUUCGUUGCUUCGAAUCAUUGAGAAAGUCCCUGUCAAAGACCAAGAAUCCACCAAUUGAUGAAGUUAUUCAAUCUGGUCUCCUGAUUGCUCUUGUUCAGGCUCUCACUGUUCAGUGUGAACGAGUCCAGUACGAAGCUGCAUGGGCUCUAACCAACAUUGUCUCUGGAACUACUGAGCAAACGAUUGCAGCAGUUGAAGCAGGGGCAACUGCUCCAUUAAUCCAAUUAGCGGUUCAUUCGAGUUCACAAAUCUCGGAACAAGCACUGUGGGCAGUUGCCAACAUUGCCGGAGAUUCGGCCCAACUUCGCGAUUAUGUCAUUAAAUGCCACGGAGUUGAAGCAUUGAUGAUGUUGAUGACUAGAUUAGAUGAUUUGACCGAUUCACAUGUCAGAACUAUUGCCUGGGCAUUUUCUAAUAUGUGCCGACACAAGAAUCCGCAUGCUCCAUUGGAGGUUCUUCGUGUUCUUGCUCAAGGUCUUGUCAAACUUGUUCAGCAUCCUGAUCGUCAAGUUCGUCAAGAUGCUUGCUGGGCUGUUUCAUAUUUGACCGAUGGACCAGAUGAACAGAUUGAGUUGGCUCGGGAAAGUGGCGUCCUCCCACAUGUUCUCAAAUUCUUCAAAGAAGCGGAGAAUCUGGUCGCACCAGCCCUCCGAACACUUGGAAACGUUGCAACUGGCAAUGAUUCAUUGACCCAAUCGGUGAUUGAUUUGGGAUGUCUUGAGCAGUUGGUUCCAUUGAUGGAAAAGACAAAAUCAUCUAGCAUUAUGAAGGAAUGUUGUUGGCUUAUCUCAAACAUUAUCGCUGGAACUCAAAAACAAAUUCAAGCAGUCUUGGAGGCUAAUCUUCUUCCACUUAUCAUCAAUAUUUUGAAGUCUGGAGAUCAUAAAUGUCAAUUUGAAGCAUCCUGGGCUCUUUCCAACUUGGCCCAAGGAGGAAACGCUCGUCAAAUUGUUGCCAUGAUGGAAGAAAAUGUUGUACCUGCAUUGUGUCAAGCACUUAAUCAUACAAAUACUGACAUGCUCAAUAACACAUUGGAGACACUCUACACUCUGAUGCUCACUGUUCAGAACAACUUCAACUACAAAAUGGAUAUUCUUCAUGAUCAAGUAGAGGAAAACGGCGGAUUAGAUGCCUUGGAACGUCUUCAGGAGUCUCAGUCGGAACAGAUCUAUUCUCAAGCCUAUCGCAUUAUAACUCAAUUCUUCUCCGAUGACGAUGGUGCAGAUGUUGAAAAUACCCCUAAAGAACAACCCGCGUCCGCAGCCUGGAACUUCUAA